Molecule: messenger RNA, 2540 nt
Organism: Prorocentrum cordatum
Lineage: Eukaryota; Dinophyceae; Prorocentrales; Prorocentraceae
Source: the annotation of a GenBank genome assembly
GCUGGGAGGAGGGCCAGGCCAGACAGGAGGCAAGCGGCGCCUGCUCCGCGAGGGGAGGGAGGCAGUACACCAACACCGUUUCUGUGCAGGCCGAUUUGGGGUUCAGUGUCGGUCCAUGUGCCUUCCUGGUCAGGCCAAGACGACGUGUGCACUGGUAGUGACCAACCGAGCGCAGGCCAGGUCCGAUCGGGUUUGCAUGCGAGCAAUUUCAGUAAGUUUCGGGCUUGCGCCAGGACUGUGCGCCCCAUCUGGGGGGGAUCUUGACUCGCAUGAUCGUGGCUCAGGAGUCAGCUGAGGCCAGUCCACGCCGCCCCACUCCAGGUAGGCUCGAAGGAUACGUACUCUCGCUGACCUCUAUCAUCGGGUGAUGCCGCCAAUCCGCGUUCGUUCCUCCAGGUCUGCUGAGCAUAUUGACGGCGGUCCAGAACCUCCCCAAUCCGAGGCUGAAGCGCAGCACCCUCGCGCCUCGCCCGCCGUGCACGAGGACGGCCCGGCCGGCAGAACCUGCCGAGCACAGGGGCCGGGCAGCAACAGAGAGGAGGACUUCCGCAGCGACAGCAAGCACCUCUACGAGGAGAUGUUCGGGCUCCUGCUCUCGAUCGAGAGCACCCAGGCCGACCACCAGCGCGCCGUGCUCGAGAAGCUGGACCAGCUAGAGAGGCACAUGGGCGGCGGCCCCGCCGCGCAGGCGCCGCGGAUGCCGGGGCAGUCGGGGCUCCAGGUGCCCGAAGACGUGAGGUUUGCCAGCGUCCGCAGAAAUGCCGUGCGCAUGACCGCCAGCUCCCAGUACUACGAGGAGGGAAGCCAGGCAAGACAGACAGAAGCCAGGCCAUCCAUAUACGAGGAGAGGAGACGUGCACCACGCAUCGCACAGAUCGGCUUGAAUACCAACAUCACACUGCAGAAGCUUAGUUUCCAGGCCGUCACAGAGCAUGCCCAAGCUGCGUCGGUGGGAAUGCAACGAGGCUAUUUGGGGCUGCCUCGCCAGUUUUGCCUCGAUCUAGUGAGCCACCCGCUGUUCGAUAUGGUCAUGAGCACGGUGAUCGUGCUCAAUUCUGUGUGCAUUGGCGCUGAGCUCACAAUGCAGCCGUCCCCAGACAGUGGGACUCCAGAGACGAGGUUCUUCUUCGUGAUCUUGAAGACCAUAUUUCUCAUCAUCUACGUAGUGGAGCUUGCGUGCCGCUUCUGCGGAAGCGGAACACGGUGUUUGCGGCGCGCUUGGGUGAAGUUUGAUUUUGUCCUCGUAGUCGUCUGUGUUAUUGAUAGUUGGUUCUUGCCCGUUGUUGCUCUGAUUAUUGGAAAAUCUGUGACGCAGCUCCUGCCUGGUAUAUUGUUUUUCCGCAUAUUUCGUUUGGCACGUGUCGCUCGGGCAUUACGUUUGUUUGCACAGUUUCGGAGUCUCUGGAUGUUAGUGUCCGGUUUGUCCUCAUCUUUCAUCGUACUCGUGAACAUAUUUCUCGUCUUAUUGGUGACCAUUUUCGUAUUCUCGUGCGUGGGCGUGGAGGUGAUCACAAAUCAUUCCAAGGGCUCUGCGGAAGGGAAUUUCAAAGACUUGGUGGACCAGUAUUGGUCUUCGCUUCCGACGAUUAUGUUGACCCUGGUCCAGCUUACCACGUUGGACGCCGCGUCGGCAAUAUAUACACCGAUGAUCCAUGAAGACUCUUGGCUCGUAUUGUUCUUCAUGCCCUUCCUCCUGCUCGUGUCCGUCAUCCUCAUGAACUUGAUUACGGCCGUGACGAUUGACGCCGUCAGAGAGAAUCUAAAGAACGACCAUGAAACGCAACGUCUGUGGAGCGAACAUCGCAUGCAAGAAUUGAGGCCGAAGCUGAGGAAUAUUUUCAGCGCGCUGGAUGCGGAUGGCAACGGCCAACUCUCCCUCAGAGAGCUGCAACGUGCUCCCCGUGAAGUGCAGAAUGAGUUGGCGAACAUCCUCAAUGUGGACUCUCUUUCUGACCUAUUUCAUGCAGUGGACGCGGACGGCAACAACGAGGUGACUAUCGAGGAGUUCUUUGAGGGUAUGGCGUGGCUGCUCAGCGACAACCCUUCCCUGGAGAUCAUUCGUAACCUAGCGCUGCUGAGGCUCAUCAAGCGGGACCUCGAAGAGCUGAAAGCCCAUAUGAAGUCAGCCAUGCCGCUCCCUCCUAUUCCUCCUCCUCGUCAUUCUUCCUCAUCGAGAUGAUUUUGUACAACAGACGACGGCGUCUCUGAUGCCGUGGGCCACGGUCACGCUGUUAAAGGGCUGUAGACCGUUGUCGGUGCAGGGGCAGCCAUCAGUUUGCUGUUAUAAUCUCUUCUGCUGUCCGCUGCUGCUACAUAUGUAGCGGCAUCGCCUUGCAAUUCUGUCACGGUGCAGCUCGCGAUUGCAGCCAACCAGCGACGCCUCCGUCAUUUUCGCUGGUUUGGCGCGUGUUGGUGGCUCUCACAUGGCAGUGGUUGUGGUUUGGACUGACAAAUCGGACUCCUUGUUCAGCCAAAACGGCUAAAACGGCCGCGGUGAACAAGAGAGUGCAAGCAUGAGAGAGCGAGAGCAGCAGCAGAGA